Molecule: messenger RNA, 1885 nt
Organism: Punctularia strigosozonata HHB-11173 SS5
Lineage: Eukaryota; Fungi; Basidiomycota; Agaricomycetes; Corticiales; Punctulariaceae
Exons: 9
Coding region: 28-1833 (601 amino acids)
Biological process (GO): amino acid transmembrane transport
Cellular component (GO): membrane
Molecular function (GO): amino acid transmembrane transporter activity
Source: RefSeq, a predicted model, not a curated record
AAACGCCUCUCGGAUAUCGAGAGCAAGAUGGCAUCGAGCACCUCCCGCGCCUCGCAAGAGGAUGAUGCGGCGAGUCAAAAAGGGACUAACUCGUUUCCGCCCAACCGUCCCCAACUAAACUACGGCUCUCUCUCCAACCCCGGUCAUGCCCUCGCUGACCCCGAGCGGCCACUUGGGUCUCUGCCUGUUCCUCCGGUCGACAAACCCUACGGGCUCCAUCGCGGUCUCUCUGCACGACAGGUGCAGAUGAUCGCGAUCGCCGGGACUAUUGGCACUGGAUUGUUCUUGGGCACGGGUCGCUCGCUCGCUCAAGGCGGGCCUGCUAGCAUGCUCAUUUGCUACGGAAUCGUUGGGUUCAUUGUGUAUGUCACGUUGCUGUUACUCGGAGAGAUGGCCACGCAGUACCCUGUAGCAGGGUCAUUCAACGCGUAUGCAACGCGCUUCUUCAGCCCCGCUUACGGUUUUGCCCUUUCUUGGAACUAUUGGUUCAACGAUGCGGUGUCUGUCGCGUCUGACCUCACCGCCGCGCAGCUGGUGUUGCAGUUUUGGCUUCCAAACUACGACAACACUUGGAUCAUCAGUCUCGUGUUCUGGUUGUUCCUCGUUGGGAUCAACGCUAUACAUGUUCGUGCAUACGGCGAGCUAGAAUAUUGGCUAUCCUCAUUGAAAGUCGCUACCAUCGUCGUAUUCAUCAUCCUCGGCAUUCUUGUCAACGUCGGAGUGAACACUGACCAUCGGUAUAUCGGAACCAAAAACUGGCACAUCCCCGGAGCACCGUUCGUUGGUGGCUUUGGCGGGUUCGCGCGUGUGUUCGUCACCGCUAGCUUCGCAUACGGGGGCACCGAGAGUUUGGGAAUCACCGCGGGCGAAACGAAGAACCCAUCGAGGAAUAUGCCAAGGGUUGUGAAGUUUGUUUUCUGGAGAAUUCUGCUCUUUUACAUCCUGUCCAUCGCCCUUAUUGGCCUUAACGUUCCUUGGAACUAUCCCGGGUUAUCCAACAAGACCACAACCACCUCACCGUUCACUAUCGUCUUCAAGGAAGCUGGAUCUCAUGUGGCUGCUUCCUUUAUGAACACCGUCAUCCUCACUUCCGUACUAUCCGCUGGAAACCACGCGUUGUUUGCGGGCACUCGUGUCCUCUACGGUUUGGCGUCGGUGGAGCCACAAGCUCAUGCGCCUAGGUUCUUCAAGCGCACUACAACCCGCGGUGUGCCACUCCCAGCGUUACUGGCGACUAGCAGCAUCAGCGCGAUCUGCUUCGGGGCCAGCUUUGUGGGCCAAGGACAACUGUGGGGCUGGCUGCAGAACAUAGUAGGAGUGUCAAAUCAAAUUGCGUGGUUGUCGAUCGGAUUGGCAAGUUGGAGGUUCAGAAAGGCGUGGAUCCAACAGGGCCGGUCUUUAGACGAGAUGAAGUUUCGCGCGCGUUGGACAUGGCCCUGGGGCCCGCUCUUCGUUAUCGUGUCCGUCACCUUCCUCAUCCUCGUCCAGGGCUGGUCCUCAAUAGCCCGGCACUUUUCCGCCGUGGAUUUUGUCUCCUUCUACAUCGAGUUGCCCGUCAUGCUCGUGAUGUUUACCGCCUGGCUCUUCAUUCGACGUCCAGCUCAUACAGGUGAUGGGAUCAAUGCACCAUUGUUAUCGGAGGCUACAGAUGGUGUUCCAGGUCGUCCGAGGCGUGAUUGGUGGAAAGGUGAUCUUGUGGAUACCGAAAUAGUCGAUUUGAGGAGAGAUGAAUACGAGGAAGGAGAAGAGGAGAGAGAGGAAGAUGUGGAGAGAAUAUUGAGGCUCAAAGGGCGCGCAGGAUGGCUGUGGAGGUUGUACUACUGGAUUGUCUGACGACACCGACGGGCGCUCACAUCGUUUCCGAAAUAAGUGAUGUAUUAGGUAC